This is a messenger RNA of Sporisorium graminicola, 1896 nucleotides long. RefSeq lists its product as uncharacterized. Gene Ontology annotation, molecular function: aspartate kinase activity. Lineage: Eukaryota; Fungi; Basidiomycota; Ustilaginomycetes; Ustilaginales; Ustilaginaceae. The transcript has a single exon. Bases 1 to 1896 code for a protein of 631 amino acids. The record is from RefSeq and is a predicted model, not a curated record. Gene Ontology annotation, biological process: amino acid biosynthetic process.
AUGCCUCCCAGCACACACCUCCGAGGACCCCCUGAUGACCCGAACGCGGAAUGGAUCAUCCAAAAGUACGGCGGCACCAGCGUGGGCAAGUUCCUCGACACCAUUGCAGAGCAGAUCGUGCCAUCGUAUCUCGCAGGCAACAAGGUUGCCAUCGUCUGCUCCGCUCGUUCCGGCCAGACCAAAGCGCUCGGCACCACCAAUCUGCUCCUCCAAGCUGCCAAUGAGGCGCUUGAAGAGGCGCUCACCCCGGCAGCAUCCCUCUCCAACUCAGUCGCUUCGCUCGCAAAUGGUGCUCAGACGCCCCUCCAUCGUCCUGGCUCGGCCUUCUCGCGCAAGUCUAGCACGCGCGGUACCCCGAUUGGUCGCGUCGAGCCGCUCAGCGGCAACGUGCUCGACAGCAAGCUUGAACAGCUCAAACUCAAUGGCAGCGAAUCCAAGCCGGUCAAGAGUGAUGCCGGCUCCGAUUCGGAGCCCGAAGUCGCCAUCGGGUUCAAUGCUACAGUCGACCGCAUCCUCUCGGACCACAUCGCUUCAGCAAGAAAGGCGGUGACCAAGAACAAACAGCUCUUGCAGCAGCUCGAGAGCGACAUUGCCGAAGACUGCGAUCGCUUGCGCGACUUCUUGCUCGCUGCCAAGAUCAUCGAAGAGAUUUCGCCCAAAUCCAAGGAUAUCAUCAUUGGCGUCGGCGAGCGACUCUCGUGCCGCAUCGCUGUCGGUGCGUUGCGCGAUGCAGGUGUCGAUGCAGAGCUCGUUACGCUCGAAAGCAUUGUCGACCCUUCCUUUUCCGCCCAUGCGGUGCAAGACGCUCAGGGAGAGUUCACGCUCGACCAGGCAUUCUACGAUUCGCUCAGCGAGGCAUUGGGUGAGCGUCUCAAGUCGUGCACUGGUGUGCCUGUCGUGACUGGCUACUUUGGCAACGUCCCCGGCUCGCUGCUGUCGCAGAUUGGACGUGGAUAUACGGAUUUGUGCGCCGCACUGUGUGCCGUGGGUGUAGUUGCGAAAGAGCUUCAGAUCUGGAAAGAGGUCGAUGGCGUCUUCACCGCCGACCCGCGCAAAGUGCCUACCGCGCGUCUCAUUCCGUCUAUCACACCGGAAGAAGCCGCCGAGCUCACAUACUACGGCAGCGAAGUCAUUCACCCCUUCACCAUGGAGCAGGCCAUCAAGAAGGCUAUUCCCAUCCGAAUCAAGAACGUGGAGAACCCUACAGGUACGGGUACCGUCAUCUUCCCUGAUGUUCCGGAAGGCCACGAUUCGUCCGAAGACAAGCUUGUCGACGGACACGUCGACCAGCCCCGUCCUCCUCUGACUCCCUCGGCGAGCAAGUCCAACUUCUCUGCAUGGGGUACGUCGGCAAAAACCGAAGCAGCACGCCCUGUGAUGGGCGAGCGCAAGCUGCCCACCGCCGUCACGAUCAAGGACAACGUGCUGGUGCUCAACGUGCACUCGAACCGCAAGACUGUCUCGCACGGCUUCUUUGCCAAGAUCUUCGGAACGCUCGACAAGUACGGCGUCGUCGUCGACCUCAUCUCUACGUCCGAGGUGCACGUGUCCAUGGCCAUGGCCGCCGGGUUGAGACCGAGGACGCUCGAGAAGGUCAAGCUGGACCUGCAGAAGGUGGGCACCGUCAGCGUGUUGCGCGACAUGGCCAUUCUGAGUCUCGUCGGCAAACACAUGCGCAACAUGGUCGGUGUCGCGGGCAGAAUGUUCACCGUGCUGGCCGAGGGGAAUGUCAACAUCGAGAUGAUCAGCCAAGGCGCGAGCGAGAUCAACAUUUCGUGCGUGCUGCACGAAAAGUUGGCUGUCAAGGCCCUCAACUUGAUCCAUUAUAGCGUUUUAGAGGUCAGUCCCAAACCGAGCAACUCGGAGGCGGGCGCUUUUGGAAGGUCCUUCUUCUAG